CAAACUUUCAUGGAUUACUGAAACUUUGAGAGAUUUUUUUGCCUCUAAAAUAGUGACGAAGAAUUUUUUCUACAAGUCAUUUUCUUUUUUCUCACACUCAACGCAAACAUGUCACGCUGCAUCUUCGUAAUCAGUGCACUGGUUUUGAUGGCGGCAACUUCCUCGUAUUGCAUGAAUGUUCUGAAAGUUUUGCCAGAAAAUCGAGUAUCUCCCAUGCAACAAUGUCGUGAUCGCAAGCUUGGAUAUUUCGUUGGAGUUUGCCAGCCCGAGAAUCCAGCAGAUAUGUGCGAGAGCCUGAAGUGUGGUUCGAACCGAGGAGAUAUUCCGGAUGCAGAAGACAUUGGAAAGGCGUUCGCUGGUACCUGGUGCGGACCGAAAAAGAUGUGCUUCAUGGGAUCUUGCAUUGAAGAUACAAAAGAGCGAGAAAACCCUUUCGACAAGGAGGAAGGUCUGGCAUGCAUGGAGUGACGUUUACGAUAAAACGCGCCACUUCGAAAUUUUAUUAUUUAUUUAGCGAACUUAGUCGUCGAUACACGGAGAAAACGGAUUCGUUUUGUAUAGUGAGGAAUAUAUUAUUUUUCAAGAAUUUUAAAAGUAU
Venturia canescens is the source of this 598-nucleotide messenger RNA. RefSeq lists its product as uncharacterized. The record is from RefSeq and is a predicted model, not a curated record. The coding region runs from base 109 to 468 and encodes 119 amino acids. Lineage: Eukaryota; Metazoa; Arthropoda; Insecta; Hymenoptera; Ichneumonidae. The transcript is spliced from 5 exons.